AUGGCGGCUUCCGUCGACAACCGCCACCAGUUCCACCUCCAACCUCCCCCCACCAUGAACGGCGCCGCCGCCGGCGUCGUCGCUCGCCCCUUCAAACCCACUCCCACCGCCGCCGCAAUCCCUGGCAGCUUCCACCUCUUCCCCAACUCCAAACCCCUCCCUCCACCAACCUCCGACGAUGACUCAUCCUCCUCCGACUCCGACUCCGACAACGAAUUCUACUCCGACCUAAUCCGCAAAAGCAACAGCGAGCUCGAACCCUCCCUCCACGACCCCCGCGACGACUCCACCGCCGACGCCUGGAUCGAGCGCAACCCGACCAUGAUCCGGCUCACCGGGAAACACCCCUUCAACUCGGAGCCGCCACUGACCCGGCUCAUGCACCACGGGUUCAUCACCCCGGUCCCGCUCCACUACGUCCGCAACCACGGGCCCGUCCCGAAAGCCCAAUGGGCCUCCUGGUCCAUCGAGAUCUCCGGGCUCGUCAAGCGCCCGGCCCGCAUCACCAUGGACCAGCUCGUCAACGACUUCCCCUCCCGCGAGCUCCCCGUCACCCUCGUCUGCGCCGGGAACCGCCGCAAGGAGCAGAACAUGACGAAGCAGAGCAUCGGGUUCAACUGGGGAGCGGCGGGGGUGUCCACUUCGGUGUGGCGCGGCGUACCGUUGCGCCUCGUGCUCCAGCGCUGUGGGGUCUACAGCAGGAGGAAAGGCGGCUGCCACGUGUGCUUCGAGGGGAGCGAGGAUUUGCCCGCCGGCGGGGCCGGGUCGAAGUACGGGACGAGCUUGUGCGUGGAGUACGCCAUGGACCCGGCCCGUGACGUCAUCCUGGCUUACAUGCAGAACGGGGAGGCGCUGACUCCGGAUCACGGGUUCCCGGUCCGGGUCAUCAUACCCGGGUUCAUCGGCGGGCGGAUGGUGAAGUGGCUGAGACGGAUCGUCGUUACGACGAAGGAGUCGGAUAAUUAUUAUCAUUAUAAGGAUAAUCGGGUCCUGCCGUCGCACGUGGACGCCGAGCUCGCCAACGCCGAAGGCUGGUGGUACAAGCCGGAGUACAUAAUAAACGAGCUGAACAUAAACUCGGUGAUUACGACGCCGUCUCACGAGGAGGUCCUCCCGAUAAACUCAUGGACUACUCAAAGGCCGUAUACGCUCAAAGGCUACGCUUAUUCUGGGGGAGGGAAGAAGGUGACACGUGUGGAGGUGACGAUGGACGGCGGGGACACGUGGCAGGUGUGCGAGCUAGACCACCAGGAGAAGCCGAACAGGUAUGGCAAGUACUGGUGCUGGUGCUUCUGGUCCCUGGAGGUGGAGGUGCUGGACCUGCUCGCGGCUAAGGAGAUUGCGGUCCGAGCCUGGGACCAGACCCUCAACACCCAGCCCGAGAAGCUCAUUUGGAAUCUCAUGGGAAUGAUGAAUAACUGUUGGUUCCGGAUAAAGACCAACGUGUGCAAGCGACACAAGGGCGAGAUCGGGAUCGUGUUCGAGCACCCGACCGUCCCCGGCAACCAAUCUGGCGGGUGGAUGGCGAAGGAGAAGCACCUCGAGAUGAUCACAUCCGAGGCAAACCCGACCUUGAAGAAGAGUGUCUCCACUCCCUUCAUGAACACCGCCUCAAAGACCUACACCGCUAGUGAGGUCAAGAAGCACAACUCCCCCGAGUCUGCCUGGAUCAUUGUCCACGGUCACGUCUACGACUGCACUCGUUUCCUCAAGGACCACCCAGGUGGCUCGGACAGCAUCUUGAUCAACGCUGGAACCGACUGCACCGAGGAGUUCGAGGCUAUCCACUCCGACAAGGCCCGGAAGCUCCUCGAAGACUACCGAAUCGGCGAGCUGGUCAACGUUCAGUCCAAUGCCUCAUCCCCGGGGAGCUCGGUCCACGGUGCGUCAAAUGCGAUGUCGUUGAAGCUGCUCGCGCCCAUCACAGAGAUGACUCUGAUCCAACAGCAACAAGUGAGGAGCGUGGCGCUGGUCCCACGAGAGAAGAUACCGUGCAAGCUGAUAAAGAAGGAGUCCCUGUCCCACGACGUCAGGCUCUUCCGGUUUGCCCUCCCAUCGGAGGAGCAGGUGUUGGGGCUUCCCGUCGGGAAGCACAUCUUCCUGUGUGCUUCCGUGGACGGGAAGCUCUGCAUGCGGGCCUACACGCCGACGACGCUCGUCGACGCGGUGGGCCACUUCGACCUCGUCGUGAAGGUCUACUUCGGCGGGGUCCACCCGAGGUUCCCCAACGGCGGGGUCAUGUCGCAGCAUCUCGACUCGCUCGAUGUGGGGUCCAUGGUCGACGUGAAGGGGCCGUUGGGCCACAUCGAGUACAUGGGCCGGGGCAAGUUCAUGGUCCAUGGGAAGCCCAAGUUUGGGAGGAAGCUCGCCAUGUUUGCUGGCGGGACCGGCAUCACGCCGGUCUAUCAGGUGGUCCGUGCGGUCCUCCGGGACCCAGAGGAUCGGACGGAGAUGCACAUAGUGUAUGCCAACCGGACGGAGGACGAUAUCCUGCUGAGGGAUGAGCUGGACAAGUGGGCCCGGGAGGACGAGAGGCUGAAAGUGUGGUACGUGGUGGAGUCGGCGAAGGACGGAUGGGAAUACAGUACGGGGUUCAUCACGGAAGCUAUCAUGAGGGAGCACGUCCCGAGUGGAUCGGACGCUGAUGGUGAGGUUCUGGCCCUGGCAUGUGGGCCGCCGCCCAUGAUCCAGUUUGCGGUCCAGCCCAAUUUGGAGAAGAUGGGCUACGAUGUGAAGGAGUCUUUGUUGGUGUUUUAA
Messenger RNA from Linum trigynum, 2757 nucleotides. Lineage: Eukaryota; Viridiplantae; Streptophyta; Magnoliopsida; Malpighiales; Linaceae. The record is from the annotation of a GenBank genome assembly.